AACCAGACGAUAAGGGUGUCUGUAGAUCCAGAGGAUGCACCGAGAGGGCCAUAGACAGUGUAUGGAGAGGGCUGCCUGCUUCCUUUAGGGCUCCGGUGUCUGUGUUUACUGCUGAGCUGAUGCCAAACGAAGUAGCAGCAUUUAUCACCACGUGGAAAACGGCCACGACUUGAGCUCUACUGGCGACGUGGGAACAGACGUCUACCUUUAUCUCCAUUAAAAGGCGGAAUCGAACAAAUAAGAUGAAGCUUCUUUGGUUCCUAACUCUGGCUGUUUUCUACUGCGCAGUAGAAUCCAAAUACACUCAACCCCUGGUUAAAGUGUACAGCCGUGACCCAGGGGAGUUUGGAAAGGAAAACACCCUGAUUUGCCAUGUCAGCAACUUCCACCCCCCUGCCAUCACCAUCCAGCUGAUGAAGGAUGGUGUGGAACUCCCUAAUGCCGUGCAGACUGACCUGGCCUUCAAACACAACUGGCACUUCCAUCUGACCAGAAAUGUUCCCUUCACGCCCCAGGGUGGAUCCAAGUUCACCUGCAGAGUCACUCACAAUGGAGGGAAGCCCCUUGACUAUGCUUGGGAGUCAAACAUGUAACUGUCAGUGGAGUCCCUGAUUGAGGGAUGCCCAAGACUGUCUUCUGCAACAGCGACAUUUGAUUAGCAAUUCUUUUUAUCUGACAAAGUUAGUAAGGGUGAUUGUUUUAUCACGCUUACUAACUUUGUCAGAUAAAAACAAUUGCUAUUCAAAUACAAGAAAACAGCAAAAGGAGCAUAAUCAACCUGCAACAUUUGUUUUACAUAUCUUUAACCAACAUUUAUUCUUCAUCUCUUCAAUCAACAAUCACAUGGUUUUUUUUUCCUGACUUUCACAUUUUUUUUCUCACAACAAUAAAUAGCAGUGUAUCAUAGUUAGGUAAUAAUUUGUCACUCACCACUAUGAGUAAAUGUAGGGACUGCUUGUUUUAUAGCCAAUUAUUGGAAGUGUGUUGCUAAGAUAACUUGUGUUUGAUACUGAAAAUUGCGAUUGUCUGAGGCUAAAAUGAAAAAAUGCUUAUGUUUCUGUCUGCAUAAAAGAGGGGCCAGAAAGUUAAAUGUUUAAAAUGAAUAUUACAUGACUGGGGUAUUCUUUUCUGAAUCAGAUGGAAGUGUGCUCUGAAAUUUUGAUUUACUAUUUAAGAUGUUAAGAGGACACUCUUCCUAAAUAAAGAAAUCUGGGAAAAUGUG
Messenger RNA from Amphiprion ocellaris (clown anemonefish), 1222 nucleotides. It is a transcript of the gene b2m, whose product is annotated as beta-2-microglobulin. Gene Ontology annotation, cellular component: MHC class II protein complex. NCBI's taxonomy places the organism in Eukaryota, Metazoa, Chordata, Actinopteri, Pomacentridae. The transcript is spliced from 5 exons. Gene Ontology annotation, biological process: positive regulation of T cell activation; immunoglobulin production involved in immunoglobulin-mediated immune response; peptide antigen assembly with MHC class II protein complex. Gene Ontology annotation, molecular function: MHC class II protein complex binding. The record is from RefSeq and is a predicted model, not a curated record. The coding region runs from base 243 to 593 and encodes 116 amino acids.